This is a messenger RNA of Triticum aestivum (bread wheat), 999 nucleotides long. RefSeq names its product putative F-box/FBD/LRR-repeat protein At2g05300. The record is from RefSeq and is a predicted model, not a curated record. Gene Ontology annotation, molecular function: protein binding. NCBI's taxonomy places the organism in Eukaryota, Viridiplantae, Streptophyta, Magnoliopsida, Poales, Poaceae. The transcript is spliced from 2 exons. Bases 1 to 999 code for a protein of 332 amino acids.
AUGAGCGCGAUGUUCAGGGCUCCCUGGACUCGGAGGUUAUUAUCCAUGGAGUUAGAUAGUGCGCGCCGCCAUAAAGGCGAGGAAGAUAGGCUCAGCGCGUUGAGCGACGACAUUUUAAUCUCUAUCUUGGGGAGAGUCGACCUUGACAUGGCAGCAAGGACUAGCGUGCUGUCAACGCGGUGGAGAAACUUGCCGUGGUUACUUCCUGAUCUCAAACUUAAUGUCACUGACUUCCUUAGUGCCCCAUGUACAGGGGCUGCACACACUGAUCAAGCAAUGGCGUCUCUGACAAGAGCCACUAGCAGCUUCUUGGCUCAGCCCCGCAGGGAACACACCAUCUCAACACUAUGCCUCAAGCUUUAUCUCAUGGGCAACUACUCGCGUGACAUUGGCCUGCUAGUUAGCAAUGCCAUUGACUGCAAGAUGCUAAAAGAUUUGGAACUCUCCAUUUUAACUGAGAAGGAGGUCAAGGACUCCGAAAACGAGGUUAUGUUACGGCAAGCUCGGGAUGUGGAUGGAUUUUUCAGUGAGUACCCUAGUGUUCUUCGCUGCCUCACAAGGCUCCAUCUACAUAAUGUUCGCUUCGCCGAACGCGACAUGAAUCACCUCCUAUUUGAUUGUUGCAAGCAAUUGCUGCACCUUCGUCUGGACCACUGUGACACUAGGGACUUAUCUGUAUGGAAGAUCAAUGCGCCACAUUCGAAUCUCAGAGUUCUAGAAGUCUACUUGUCCUCAUUGAAAAGAGCUGAGGUGCUCUGCCUUCCAAAACUAGAGCGGGUCCGUUGGCAGGCUUGGUUGUUUCAUGAGGCCCCCUUGUGUUUUGGUUCUGUCCCGUCACUCAAGGAAUUGUAUCUCAAAUGUGAUGCAACUCUCUGUCACCAAGACUUUAGUUUAAGCCAGGUUCUAGAUGGUACCACAAACAUACACACUAUGACCUUAAACUUUCGAGGAGAAAAGGUAAUUUUAGCAGAUAUCUAUUAUAUUGUGUUUAUGCAUUAG